UCGUACUAGAUGACACUCAGCUUAUAUGAGCUUAAUUACGUCGGUCAAUGGUAGUCCGGAAGCUAAUUACCUGUCACAGGUCAAAUUAAUUACAGCCUGUCGACUGCACGUGGGUCAUUAAGGCUGCAAUUCACCUGUACAUUAACAUCAAAAAAUACUUUUAACCUUGAACUACCGGUGACACAACACUCUGGGUGUAUACACAGUGAAAGCUACAAACCUUAAGGGGUAUAUACACUAUUUCCAGACAUGAAAUUAAUAUAUCAAGAGAACAUACCUUGUGUGAGGCCUUCACAGCAGCAGUAUUGAGCCCCUGCUGCCACCUACCGGAUUUUCUCUCACUCAUCUCUCCUCACAUUAUACCCUCUAAACUACCACAAAUACUAAUAUACUGAUUGGUUAUGUGGAUUGAAUCCAUUUCUGGAAUUCUAUGAAUGGAAAAGAUAAUAAAAAUUAGGGGCAUUGCUAAUAUUGCUGCAGCAUCAGCCUCUAUUGCCUUGGCAUCUUUACACUGAAGUGCCAUUGAGCUGUGUUAUGAAAAUGGCUUCUCAAAAUUGCUUCCUCUACUUUGCAUAUGGCUCGAACCUUCUCAAAAAACGCAUUCACGUAAACAACCCCUCUGCAAAAAUGAUCAGUGUGGCCAAACUCAAGGAUUACAGAUUGGACUUCAUCCUCUUCAGUCAGAAUUGGCAAGGAGCUACAGCAACAAUUGUGGAAGAUCCUGGUAAUUUUGUGUAUGGAGUGAUCUGGGAAAUUGGUAAUGAGGAUAUGGCCAAAUUGGAUAGGCAGGAAGGUGUGAACAAUGGUGUAUAUAAAGUCUUGGAGGUAGAUGUCGAGACUCCUAAUGGGGAGUCCGUCAGAGCACGAUGCUACCAACAGCUUAUUACAUUUACAGAAGAUAAAAGGCCAUCUUCAGUAUAUAAGAAUGUUAUUAUUCAAGGGGCUCGUGAAAAUGGUCUUCCAGAGAAUUACAUAAAGUUCCUGGAGAGCAUUGAAGAUAAUGGGUACUCUGGUGAGGUGAUCUUAACAGGUGGAUCUUACAAAAUAACAUAUCUACUCUACCAUGAAUAUUCUGUCAUGCCCUCUACUUACGGGAUCUGAGAAGGAUGACGGCAGAGAGAAGCAGCAGUUCAGUGGAGUCUAGGGAGUACUGGCGACACAAGCGUAAUGCAGCAGCAACCUGGCCAGCUUCUUCAUUCUUAAACAUACCCGCCUGGCAAACCAGAUUAACAUAAGAGAACUGAGUACAUUUCAGGGAUGAUCAUUUGUUACUCUAGGAUGAAAAAUUUUCAAUAACUACAAAGGCUAAACUUGUGUAUCUAAUAAGUAUUGUGUAAAAUAUAUUGGGAAAACUAACAACA
Molecule: messenger RNA, 1361 nt
Organism: Cherax quadricarinatus
Lineage: Eukaryota; Metazoa; Arthropoda; Malacostraca; Decapoda; Parastacidae
Source: RefSeq, a predicted model, not a curated record